This is a messenger RNA of Columba livia (rock pigeon), 6813 nucleotides long. It is a transcript of the gene SLC37A1, whose product is annotated as solute carrier family 37 member 1. The coding region runs from base 2466 to 4085 and encodes 539 amino acids. Gene Ontology annotation, molecular function: glucose 6-phosphate:phosphate antiporter activity. The transcript is spliced from 21 exons. The record is from RefSeq and is a predicted model, not a curated record. Gene Ontology annotation, biological process: glucose-6-phosphate transport; phosphate ion transmembrane transport. Gene Ontology annotation, cellular component: endoplasmic reticulum membrane. Lineage: Eukaryota; Metazoa; Chordata; Aves; Columbiformes; Columbidae.
GCUUUAUAUGUUGCAGUACAGCAAGGAGGAAGCGAAAGUGUUUGUUUUCAUUGCCAGGUAAAAUAGUUGCUGAAAAUGAGAGAACGGAAAAACAGUUUGGGUGAUUCAAAUGGAGCUUGUCCUUGGGCUUCAUUAGGAGAACGGAAAUAUAAAGGAUAUGUUGGUAAACUACCAGUUAUGUGUUGUAGCCUGUUAAUGUAAUUUCUGGAGAAUAGCUCGGUUUUAAAAUCCAUUUGAAUCUGCAGCAGGAUGUAGUCUUUAUAACCUGUUAUCACAAGUUUUAUUGCCAGAAGUUUCUUUGGUUUUGUAGAGGAAGUUUCAUUUCCCUAUUAAAAGCACAUGAAUGUCAGAGGAACUUAUGGAUAUAUGAGGGCAGAGGUAAUCUGUUGACGAGUAAAUGAGAAACUCAGGUCUGUGUGCCUGCGGUAGGUAAAAUGAAAUCAGCUCCUGUCAAACAGAGUUAGGCUGUAGUUCCCUCAAUGCUGCUGGUAGUCCAGUCGCCUUUGUGACUCUGGAUUUACGGCCAGGUUGCUGUUAGGAGGUGGUGUGAGUACGAUCUGUGCAGCAGGUGCACAGAUGUGCAACCUUGUGUGACCAUUUGGCAUUGAAACCUCUCUGUAAGAUAUGUGAAGCCUUUUUUCUGCUUACAUGACAGCUGUUAAAUAGUAACCUGCUAAACAAUUACUUUUCUGUGAUGACAAUUACCUUGUCCCAUUAUAUUUUAAGGGAACUGUUUAAAGAGGUUUAUGACCUCAGAUUUUUGUUCCUUUUCGGUUUUUCACUUUUUUUUUCCCAUAAAUGAGUGUUACCUCACUUAAGAUGUGACAACCAGUUAAAUAAUAGUUUUGAUGUUUGGGAUAACUGUGAGUGAGGGGAGAUGGUGUUUGUGAUCACCCUGGAACAGGUCUGUUACUGUUGGAAGAAAAGUUCACUCUUCUGCUGGGCUGCUUGUGCCUACCUCUUCUUACCUUUCUUCUCCCACUUGAGCUAUCCACAGCUCAUUUCAGCCAAACAUGAAAUUAUUGACAAGCAGUUAUUUGUUUGAAAUUAGAGUGCAGCUGACCUAACUAGCUGGCUGUGGCUGUAAGGGGCAGUCCCACCUUUAGUCCCUGCCUUCAUGCUGCUACUGCUUUGGAUUCAUUCUACAUAUUAGUUUUGUGGCCAGAGAGUGAGUUAAUAUUCUCUUUUGCAUCAGUUGUUUUUCAGGGUGGGUUUUCUGAUAGAUGAGCCACCUGAACCAUCACUCUAUCACUACAAGGUCUGACAUGGAGACAGGGACCUGCAGCUGGGGUUGGGAGAGGGGUGAAGGGUUGCCCUUUCCCUAACCUUUGCAGUCUCAGGGAGGAGGUAGGAAGCUCAUGUUGGAUGGGAAUGAUUGCUGGUUUGCUGGUAAAUUGCACAACCAGUUAUCUGAUUCGGGGCAAGAGGGAGGAGGUGGAACAUGCCAAACAAGAUUAGCAAGUCAAUUCAGUUUUAGGGGAGGGAGGUGUCAAGCUGAACCAGGAUACUGUGGAAAAAUUAAAGGUAUGACAAAAAUGUGUAAGCAUAUGGGAGCAGACCCUUGAUCUUUUGAUGGAAGACUCUGUUAAGUGAAGAGGUGGUAGUUUUCCUCCAUUCCUGGGGAAAAAGCCUGUGUAGAUAGUGAAGCUUUCAAGUUUUCAGUUUUGAUGCAACAGAUGCUGUAUGGUGUUGUCAUUCAGCUGGUGGAGGAGGAGUGGUUUUGAUUUCUGUAGAAAGAUGAGAGAAGAGAGGAUCACACCUUUGCCUGCCCUCUGCCAGUGUCCAAAAUUCCCAGGUUAAGACAAACCCCUUGGUCUUGGCAGGUGUGUUUUCCUCAAAGGAGAUUUUGCUGUAGCUCUCCUCCUGUUGUUUCCCAGGAGAGCUAGUCCUGUAUUAUACCAGCUUCCCAUCAGGAUCGUGGCUGUGGCUGGUGCUGCCACUGGGCUACUGGGAGGGCAGGGAUUAUGUUGUAGACCAUGGUGUGUUAUUUGGCAUCCUGCUGGGGUGGCUCUGCUGUUAGCACACAGGGAGUGAGGCUUGGCUUGCACGCCUGAGUUGCAGUCACACCUUUUGCCUACAGUGCCUUUUGUCAUCUUACUCAACAGUUGGCUCAGGCUUGCUGAGAAAUAACAGUGCAGCUAGUUCCUGCUGCAGUACCUGCAGUAAAGGGUACUGUGCAUCUUUUUCUGCCUGAAUUUGAAGAAACAGGAGGGGCUCUGCAAGAUUUUAAACCAAACUGAAUUGAUGCUGCCACAGUCUCAGUUUUCCCUUCAUGUCAGCUUCUCCUGUUUGAAGAUCAGCAAUUAACAAUUGCCACGUCGUGACUGAAGGUAAAAAAAAAACCACCCAACACUACAGGGAGAUCAGCUCAGCAGCUUUGGGAGGAUCUUUUUAACACAUUCUGAAGGACAGAUAACGUUGUCACGAGUUGUGUCACCUAAAAUUUGAUGCCAGCUGUAGAGUAGAUGGCUCAGCUUCCUCUUGGGAUUCGCUUCAUCACUUCAUUUUCACGGGAUCAGUGGUACAGAGCCUUCAUUUUCUCUCUCACUUUCUUCUUGUACGCCAGCUUCCAUUUAUCAAGGAAACCUAUUAGUAUAGUUAAGGGAGAGCUUCAUAAACAUUGCGCUGCUUCACAUGAAGUUCAACUCAGCUCCUACAAAGAAUAUGCUGCCCAGAUUCAGCCUGUCAAAAAGCUGUCUAAUGUAUCUCAGUGUGGUUGGGAGCCAUUUGAUAAGAACAACUACAAACAGUUACUGGGAGCACUGGAUUACUCAUUUCUGUGUGCAUAUGCAGUUGGAAUGUACUUAAGUGGAAUAAUAGGAGAACGGCUACCUAUCCGGUACUAUCUGACAGUCGGGAUGCUUGCCAGUGGACUCUUCACUGCAAUGUUUGGAUUGGGCUAUUUCUAUAAUAUACAUAAUCUGUGGUUUUACAUAAUUGCCCAGAUAGCUAAUGGGUUGGUGCAAACUACAGGCUGGCCGAGUGUUGUUACAUGUAUUGGCAACUGGUUUGGAAAAGGAAGGAGAGGUUUGAUCAUGGGAAUCUGGAAUUCACACACUUCAGUGGGAAAUAUCUUGGGAUCCUUAAUUGCUGCUUAUUGGGUGUCUACAUGCUGGGGUCUCUCCUUCGUGAUGCCUGGUGUUAUCAUUGCUGUGAUGGGGAUUGUUUGUUUCCUGUUUCUUAUUGAACAUCCUAAAGAUGUAAGUUGCUCCUGCACACCAUCCAGUAGGUUUUCAGAAUGCAAUGAUCACAUGCUUUACUGGCAUCAAAGUUCUAAAACUUUCCUGAAUGGUGAAUCUCGAUUUAGAGUCCAGAUGCCAGCCUUAAAUUCUAAGGAAAAAAGCAAGACUCAGGAUCCCGAGAUGCAGCAUUUGCUUAUUGACAGUGAAAAUUGCAGCGUGUCACUGGACUCGAGCACUGGGGAAGGCAGACAUGGGACAUCAGCUAUCAGCUUCCUCGGGGCCUUGCGAAUACCUGGAGUCAUAGAGUUUUCCCUUUGUCUUCUGUUUGCAAAGCUGGUGAGCUAUACUUUCCUCUUCUGGCUUCCCCUCUAUAUCACAAAUGUAGAGCAUCUUGAUGCCAAAAGAGCUGGAGACCUUUCUACGCUGUUUGACGUAGGUGGAAUCUUUGGUGGAAUUUUGGCAGGCUUGAUUUCAGACAGGCUGGAGAAAAGGGCAUCAACCUGUGGAAUGAUGUUAUUGCUUGCAGCACCCACAUUGUACAUGUUCUCUGCAGUCAGUAAAAUGGGCCUUGAGGCAACUGUAGUGAUGCUGCUUAUCAGUGGUGCCCUGGUGAACGGCCCUUAUGCACUGAUCACCACUGCUGUCUCUGCUGACUUGGGUACUCAUAAAAGCCUGAAAGGGAAUGCAAGAGCUUUGUCCACAGUGACAGCGAUCAUCGAUGGGACAGGAUCUGUAGGUGCAGCUUUGGGGCCUCUCUUAGCUGGUCUUAUUUCCCCAUCUGGUUGGAACAACGUGUUUUACAUGCUUAUGGUGGCAGAUGCAUGUGCCUUGCUAUUCUUACUCCGUCUUAUCCAGAAGGAACUUCGGUGUAACACAGAUCAUACCUUGUUCAAAGAACACUGAGCUAAGAGACCAGAUUUGGAAUAAGGGCUGCAUCAGCGAUCAGAGUUCUUCCCUGAAGAAGAACCUUCGUGGAAUGCAUUAUUCUGUAUUUAAGAUAUUCUGUUUGGCAAAGAAUUUUGCACGUUUGUGGGAAGCAAUGUGAGAAAUGCAACUGGUAAAUCCCUGAAGCUCUUAUUUUUGCACAUGAAUAAGUACCUCAGGAUGGCAACUGUUCAUCAGAUGAAGAGACAGGAACUUUGGGAAGGUUUUAGCAGUGCGCCUCAGCUGAGCCAAAGAGAAAUACCAAGUGCCUUUUUAUUUCUUUUGAUGGGAUGUUUUUAGUUAAAAUGCUGAACUGCGUGUUUUCCAAAAACAAGUCAAAACUAGAGGAGAAGGAAGGCGAAAUCUUAAGAGUCUAGCAGUCAAAUGUCCAGUGUCGGUGAGUGAAGUAUGUAUCCCUAAUGUCAUCUUGCGCACAUACAAGACAAUACCAGCUGGUAAUUCAGAUGCACUGCUAUCUGUAUUUUGAAGCUGCUCAGACAAUAAUAACCUCACCAUAUUAUUAGUUUUUAACUACAGUACUACUUCUAAUCCCAAGGACAACAUUCAGCCUUUCGGUAGGUAAUGAAAUGGGAUUUACUGUUGCGGUGUGCUGCAGUUAACAGUUUUCACAGACUCUCUGGAUGGAUGUUAGUCCUCAAUUAGGAUUGUGCAAAAAGGAGUACUACGCAACAAAAAAGUAGACUAUGAGUCAGAAUUUCCAUUGGAGGGCUCUAAUGAUUUUCAGGGCAUUAUAAACUGGUUGUACAAACGUCACAUAAUUGUUGUGCUGCUCAUCUAGCCUGGGCUGAAACGAGAGGUUGUUCCUUUGGGGUUGGAGAGAACUUUCAACAUGACAGGACUGAAGAGAUGAGCUGCUUUAGUGCCAACUGCCACAGCGAUCUCUGGGUCCUCCCUGCCUUCAGUGCUGGGGUGUGCACGUGGAAGUCAUCAUCAGAUCAGAGCCUUAAUAACCAGGAAUCUUUGAAGUGGCUGGUUUCAAGUAGCUCUGAAUUUUAGAUUCAGGGCCAAAAUAUCUUCAUAUCGGAAAAUAAAAAUUAUCUAGGUGGUAGGUUGUAAGAAAACAUUUCACGAACUGGUGUUAGUUACCCAGCAAAUAGACAGUUUAAUGUCUUCAAAACAUAUCAUUUUGUUGUACAGCUAUCUUCUUAUCUCCUUUGCAAAACAGAUGUUUCUGUGUUUGUUUUUUUUAAUAUGUAUAAAAUGAAAAGGAUUUUUUUUUUUUUGUAUGAGGUGUUUAUACUUAGAUCAUGAAGACGAGAUAAUUUAAACUGUGUAUUGUUCUUAACCGUAUUUAUUAAAGCUCUAGGCAUGUGUGUUGUUCUGAACUACACUUCAAGUUUUGUGAAACAAUGCAGUAGUCUUAACACUUGAUUAACAGAACAGCACUCUCCAAAAUAGUCUUGUAAAAUCUGGGGAAAUGUCUCAUCGGCUGCUGGUGUUGUGUUCCAUGUGCUGGCACAACACUUUAUUUCCAGGGCUAUUUUGUAAUUGUUCAGUCUUUGAUCAGUUAUUUCACUGGUUUGAUUCUGCAUGUACUUGAUGCUUGACUUGGACAGUACAAGAGUGUUUUCAUUUUUAACUGUUUUGCUGAACAGGGAAGACCUCAGUCCCGCAAAGACAUGAGGAAGGUACCAAAGUCCUUGCAAGUGGACGCUCUACUUAAGCCCUGAACCUCCAGUUACAUAGAUGAGUGGUUAACCUCUUGUUACAUCUUGUGUAAACCUGUUGAUACUAGUACGGAUACUCAAUGUCUGCAUUUGUAAAUCUGUGCUGCGUUUGGGCUCUAGGCUGUAGUUAAACGUGACGGAGCUCUGCAGCAACGUUAUUUGAUAGGACCUCCAUCCUGGUGGUGUGUCAUCCUGCCCCUCACUCGGCCAGGCUGGCCCUGGGGGACCACCAGUCGAACCAGGGGGUGGGUCUGGCCUCUGGUGCAGGGAAAAAUAACACUGCAACCCCAAAACAGCUGUACUGGCACAACUUCAGUGGCUGAGGGGGGGAUGGCAGACAUCUUCAGCUGUAGAUGCAAAUCCCUUCACCGUACAAAGGUAUGUAGAGCUAUAUACUAAUUUAUCAAACAAUUUAAACUCCGAUGCACUCCGAUUUUGAGAGGCUGUUCCCUGUGGGCUGAAGUCUUAGAUUAAAACACUUUCAGCUGUAUUUAACAGUCACAGGUUGUAAAGAUAUUUAAACGUGUUUUAGUUGUUGGGGCUGCUGCUGUUAUUUAUUUAUUUAUUUGAAUAGCUUUUGCACUGCAGUGCCUCAGGUGUGGGAUGAUGACGGGGUUGGAGGUGCCAGGCUGAGUCCUUCCUUCCAUCGAUUGUAGGUGUGAGUUAGGACUCUGAGUGUGCCGAUGUCUCCUUCCUUGUUAUUGUGCAGCAUUUUGGCUCUUCCCAGCUACGCGUUUGUAGGGCAAAAGAUAAGGAUUUGGUUUUCUUUCUUGACAACCCUAGAAGUCCCCCAGGCUGUGAAUAAACUGUUUGUUAUGUCAGUAUUGGGUGUCAGUAUCCAUUAAUCUGGAAAAGAAAAAGACUGACAAAAUUGUCUAUGUAGAAAUGUGAGUGACCAGUAGGUAGAGCCAAAUUUAAAUAUGGCUGCAGGGUUUCUUUGUUGUUUUUUAAUGCUGGUUAUUGUGAAUUGUAUCCAUUUACCAUCCCGUGUCAAAUAAAAACAGAUUCUGCUUUAAAAA